Messenger RNA from Scaptodrosophila lebanonensis, 5286 nucleotides. It is a transcript of the gene mesh, whose product is annotated as protein mesh. The record is from RefSeq and is a predicted model, not a curated record. The transcript is spliced from 15 exons. Lineage: Eukaryota; Metazoa; Arthropoda; Insecta; Diptera; Drosophilidae. Gene Ontology annotation, biological process: cell-matrix adhesion. The coding region runs from base 176 to 4669 and encodes 1497 amino acids.
GAUCGUGGCGCUGCAUUGAACGUGUUUUCUGCCUGCUAGAAUAUCAUCGGAAUUGUGCGCCGCAAAAAACUAUCGAAACGAUAAAACGAACGAACUACAAAAUCGAAUUAAGUUAAGAGUUAACUAAACUCACUCCCAGAGUGACAAGCACACACACACACAAACACACUUCGAAAUGCGUUUCAAAUUGUUUUUGGCCUGCCUUUUGGCCUGUGGCUUCAUGGCCUAUGUCAUAGCCAACGAGAAUGUUUCCACAGAGCUGGAAGACAAGAUUAUCAAUAAACCGCAGAAAAAAAUAUCCGAAUAUGUGGAAAUAAUUGAGGAGCCAGAACUGGCAACCAAAAAGGCGGCAGCGACGACACAAAAAACCACACCCAAGCCCACCAAAAAGCCAGAGGCUGCAAAGACGACAGCGACGGCGCCCACCACCGCAAAGGCGCCCGUCAAGCUGAGCGCCCAGGCCAAGGUGGCUUCCAAUAAAUUGAUGCCCGUCGAUCUGCGCGGCAAAGACGAUAUACUCACAGUGGCCGGUCUCAGUCCUCAGUCUAAAUCUGGGGCCCUGAUCAUGCCCGGGGCCUACCUUGGCGAGCUCUACGAUUUGGAUAGCAGUGGCUACAAUUGGGAUCCCAACAAUAAUGUGGCACCACCGAACACAAUCUCCACGGCAGCUGGAGGAUAUACCAUCACCACACAACGCUUGGCCGAGUUGCGCAGCAAUUUCCUUUACUGGUUCUUCGACAAGGACACGUACGGCGGCCGCGGUGACUAUCAGUUUGACAUACACGCCUCAAUGACGCAACUGCACAAAAAUCUAAACUUUCAGCUGCCUUUCUACGGCUUUCGUUUUAAUUACACAAGGCUCUCACUGAACGGGUAUUUGGAGUUCUCCGAUCCACCAGAAUACUUGACAUAUCCCUUGGUUUUCCCCAUCAAGGACUGGCCACAGAAGAAUGACCCCUCAUUCAUGGGUAUCUUCUUUUCGAAGUGCCGUGUGGGUCGCAUAUAUCCAUCGGAUUUGGAUCAACGCACGCCCGGUGUUUACUUCCGCCUUGAACGUGAUCUGAUGGGCCGCACGGACCGCUUUGGCGUCGAGGUGCGUGAGCGCACUAUGUGGGAUAUUCGCCAAGGAGUUGUGGGAGCCGAUACCUUUGUGCCGAAGCACGUGCUGAUCGCCACUUGGAAGAACGUCUCAUUUGCCGGUGGCAUUGACAACUCACUCUUUACGACAAACACUUUUCAAAUGGUUCUGGCCACCGACGAGGUCUACACAUAUGCCAUUUGGAAUUAUGCUGUUCUCAACUGGCUCUCACACACAGAAGCAGGAGGCGAUACCACUAAAGGCGAGGGUGGCGUGCCCGCAUUCGUUGGCUUCAACGCUGGCAAUGGUACACAGGCUUAUGAAUACAAUCCCUAUAGCCAGAAUAUGGUCAUUCGCGACUUGGCAAAUCGUGGUUGGGCCAACGGCUUUCCGGGUCGCCACAUUUUCCGCAUCGAUGAGCAAAUUUUAAUUGGCUCGUGCAAUAAGGACAUUGAUGCGGCACUGCUGCCACUGACUUUCGCACCCGAGUCGGGCAAUAUGUUGGGCGGACAGGUGGUCAAUAUUACAGGUCCCUGCUUCGAUCCCGAUAUACGCGUAACUUGUCACUUUGAUACGGAGUCUGUGCUGGGUCAUUAUGUGGAUCGCAAUAGAGUGAUUUGUGUGCAGCCCUUCCUAAAGGCCGAAGGCUAUAUACGCUUCCAGAUCUCACUGGGUACACAGCGUUUCAAAUGGCGCGGCAAAUACUUUGUGGAGACACCCGCGGCGGCUACUGAGAAGAUCUUCUUCAACACCGAUGAUGUGCACAAGAGGAAUCCGAGUGAGAUUCGCUUUACAUGGAACGCCUUCAAUUUGACCUCGAAUGCCAAUGCAAACGUGAUGAUAUCCCUGUGGGGCUAUCGUGAGACCAAAAUUGAGCCGCAGCUGGAGUAUAUUGAUGUCAUCGAGGCAAGCUACACCAACACUGGCAGCUAUGUUAUAAAUCCCUCAAACUACGUCAAUCGCAACAACGUUAACAAAGACAUGCAAUUUGGCUUCUUGCAAAUCAAUCUAACACAGCCCGAGCAGUACUCUGGCUUGGCUAUCAGUCCUGUUCUGUGGUCCCGGCCGGUGCCCUUGGCCUGGUACAUGGCGCCGCAAUGGGAGCGUAUGCAUGGCAAGAAGUGGCCGCGCGCUCUGUGCGAUAAUUGGAUACGCGCCGACAGAUUCCUGAGAAACUUUGCUGCUGAUUUGCCAUUGUGUCCCUGCACACUGGAGCAGGCCGUGCUGGACAAGGGGCGUUUCCGACCGGAUCGCGAGUGCGACAAGGACUCCAAUCCCAGCUGUUUGCGUCAACGCGGUGCUAUUCACUGUGUGGUCAGUGGUACGCCAGUUGCACAGGGCGCAGAGCAGCAAUGCUGCUAUGAUCGUUAUGGCUUCCUGAUGCUUACCUACGAUCAAAUGUGGGGCUCCCGACCACGUCGCGUUCACAAUUUAGGCAAGAUGCCCUGGAAUGAGGCUAGCAAGGUGCCGUCCCUAUCUAUGUGGUUCCAUGACAUGCGUCCUUUCUACUCCUGCUGCUACUGGCAGGAGGAACAGGCAGUCGGUUGCGAAACCUAUCGCUUUGAACGUCGACCGUCCCAGGAUUGUGUAGCUUAUCAAGCACCUGGUGUAGCCGGAGUUUUUGGUGACCCGCAUUUCAUAACGUUUGAUGGCUCUGCCUACACUUUCAACGGCCUGGGCGAGUUUGUUUUGGCUCGCAGUACAGACGAAAGCGAACGCUUCGAGAUUCAGGGUCGCUUCCAGCAACUGCCUAACAACUACUACGGCGAGGUUAUGGCCACACAAUUAACGGCAAUGGCCAUGCGUGGCAAUACGACAACGACCAUUGAGGUCCGUCUGCGUCCGUUGCAUGCCCGCUGGCGUUAUCGCCUGGACGUGCUGGCCGAUGGACGCCGCAUCUACUUUGAUCGCGAAAGCUUGAAGUUCCAGCACUUUGAUGGCGUUACCGUGUACACCCCCACCUACUUGCUUAACCAGUCCCAAGUUAUUGUGCAAUUCGAUGCUGGCAUUGGCGUCGAAGUGGUGGAGAACGAGGGCUUCAUGACCGGCCGUGUUUAUUUGCCAUGGAAGUUUAUAAACAAAACAGCGGGUCUGUUUGGCAACUGGAGCUUCAAUGCCAUGGACGAUUUUGCGUUGCCUAACGGGCAGGUGGCCUCACUUAAUCUCAACGAUUUGCGCAGCAUACAUACAAACUUUGGCUUGAAGUGGAUGCUGACGGAUCGAGAUGUGCCCGGCGUCGGCGCCGCCUUGUUUACUCGCGAGUUCGGACGCAUGGCCAGCUACUAUUCCAAUAGCACCUUCCUGCCCAACUAUGUUAUCGAACCGGCCGAUUUCUUGCCCACGAAUCGCACCUACGAUGUGGAGCGCGCCGAGGAGCUAUGUGGUGAGAGCUAUCAAUGUCGGUAUGACUAUGGCAUGACCUUGAAUCGGGACCUGGCACAUUUCACAAAGAACUACUACGACAGUCUGGUCAACAUACGAGCCGAGAAUGCCAAACGUGUUGUCUCCUGCGGCGUGCUGCAAACUCCUCGGUUUGGCCGCAAGCUUAGCUUCGAUUUUAUGCCAGGCGCCAAGGUGUCCUUCGAAUGCAAUGAGGGCUUCAUUUUGGUGGGAGAUCAGCGUCGCGAGUGUCUAGCAGAUGGUUUGUGGAAUAUUCCCGAAUACGGUUACACGGAAUGUCUGCGUGAAGUUUAUUACACGCGUCGUGUCGCUUUCAUUGCAAUUGGCAUUAUCGUGCUAGUUAUAUUGCCGCUGAUGCUGUGCAUCAUUUGCGGCGUCUAUCGCUAUCGCCAGAAGCAGCUGAAGGAGGACCCGCACUGGCAGAUGACGCUGCCGCGCUCUCGCGCCUCUUCGGCACGCAAUCUGCGCACCCUGAACUAUGAUGACGAUAUCGGCGAUAGCGAUACCGAUGCGAGCACGCUUAAGAAAAGUAGGUCCUAUGACAAAGUAUAUCGCACGAACGAACCAUUACCGGGAAAACCGCAAAUUGAUUUUCCAGCUAAGAAAUGGGAUUUGGAUGAGCGCGACGAGGAUGUGACCUCAUCGGAAGGUGAGAAGCCGAAGCAGACGGGUCGUCGUUCGCUCCGCUCCGCCUCGGGCACCGAACUGGAUCAGCACGAACAUGACGCUGGUACGAACGUAGAUGGCGGCCAUGACGACCAUGACGACCACGACGAUGACUUUGAUGAGAGCGACAUACACUCUGGAACCGUUCACCCGGCCGGCUACCAUCAACCGAUGUCGCCCGAGGAGGCCGAUCAUCUGCACCAGCAACAAUACAGCCCCACCUUCAGUGGCCUGGACAGUCGCAAUAGCGGUGCCAGCUCCAUUAACUAUACACCACAGGCGGCUCAGCAGAAUCGUUUUGGUGGCGUUCCCGUGCUGCCCAGCAACACGCAGUUCUACAAUCGUCCCCCGUCUGGUGUGCCGGCAGCGACAGCCGCAGCCACGGCCACGGCCACGCCCUUGCGCGCUGCGCCCACUGUGGCACCGCUGCCUGUGUCCCAUCUGACGCAAGACAGUGGUCUGCCGUCGCCACCCCCGCACACCACCUCACCCACGCCCUCAGUUCAAAAGUCCACUGAGGUCUAAAACAAGCCAUAACAAAACACACACACACAAGAUUUCAUAUAUAUGUAUGUACACGCUGCUCUGCAAGCUCCAAUGUUCAAAUUUUGUACUAUAACUAUUUUCAUUUACAAUUAAUACCUAUAAUAAUAAUACUAAACUUUACAUUAAACCAUAAAUCAAAAAUUAACAAGCAGAAACCCCAAAUAAUUAUAAGUAUUUGUUAUAAUAAUUCUAUGCCUAUGUUGUGGCCUUUGUUUAAACAUUUUGCUAAUUACCCGCCCACCUGUCAUAAUCGUUUAAUUUGUAUUUGUUUUCUAUCAUCUCCUCUCUUCUACGUCCCACCGCCAACGUACUACCAGCAUGCGGCCAUGACCCAUCUAAUUGCAGAUUCUGCAACUAAUAGCCUGCAUAAAUAAUUGCAACCUUUUGUAUUGCCCAUUAAAAAUUAAUGCCUCAUUUGUAUGUACGCAUUUAUAAAUUGCAAGACCAACAACUAAACAGAUUUGUAAACAAAUUGGCGCUGGGAAAAUUGCAUGCCAUAAUAUGCGGACUUUGAUUUUGCAAUCAAUAAAAAUGUUUAUAUGUGCCGUACUCAUAAAUUUACAAUAAAAAUGUCGUUUAUAGUUCAAUCAUUAUAA